Prunus persica (peach) is the source of this 1881-nucleotide messenger RNA. RefSeq names its product BURP domain-containing protein 17. Lineage: Eukaryota; Viridiplantae; Streptophyta; Magnoliopsida; Rosales; Rosaceae. The record is from RefSeq and is a predicted model, not a curated record. The transcript has 3 exons. The coding region runs from base 92 to 1684 and encodes 530 amino acids.
UGGUGAAGCCAGUUGCUCUGUUACCAUAAGAGCCAGCUCCGACGUUCUUUAAUUUCUUGCUACUUCUGUUGCCAAGUUAAUUUCAGUCCUAAUGGGGUUUCAUCUCCCACUCAUCGUUGCUAUUCUCAGUCUAGCAGCGGUUGCACUGGCAAACAAUGCUGCUCAACCAGCACCUCAACUUUACUGGAACUCCGUCCUGCCAAACACACAGAUGCCAAGAUCUAUCAGUGAACUUCUGCAUCCUGACUCCACAAAUGAAGAAAAGAGCAAACCUGAAAAUAUCCCAUUGGCACGUUCAGGUUACAGUCGAAAAAGGUAUGGAGGAGGUCCUCCUCCAUCUGACGAGGGCAAACCUGAAAGUAUCCCAUUGAGAAAUUCAGGUUACCAACGAAAAAAUUAUGGAGGACGUCCUCCUCCAUCUGACGAGGGCAAACCUGAAAGUAUCCCAUUGAGAAAUUCAGGUUACCAACGAAAAAAUUAUGGAGGACGUCCUCCUCCAUCUGACGAGGGCAAACCUGAAAGUAUCCCAUUGAGAAAUUCAGGUUACCAACGAAAAAAUUAUGGAGGACGUCCUCCUCCAUCUGACGAGGGCAAACCUGAAAGUAUCCCAUUGAGAAAUUCAGGUUACCAACGAAAAAAUUAUGGAGGACGUCCUCCUCCAUCUGACGAGGGCAAACCUGAAAGUAUCCCAUUGAGAAAUUCAGGUUACCAACGAAAAAAUUAUGGAGGACGUCCUCCUCCAUCUGACGAGGAAAAACCUGAAAGUAUCCCAUUGAGAAAUUCAGGUUACCAACGAAAAAAUUAUGGAGGACGUCCUCCUCCAUCUGACGAGGGCAAACCUGAAAGUAUCCCAUUGAGAAAUUCAGGUUACCAACGAAAAAAUUAUGGAGGACGUCCUCCUCCAUCUGACGAGGGCAAACCUGAAAGUGUCCCAUUGAGAAAUUCAGGUUACCAACGAAAAAAUUAUGGAGGACGUCCUCCUCCAUCUGACAGUCAACUACUCCAUUAUAGAGACUUAGCUAUUUUCUUCUUCGAGAAGGACAUGCGCCCUGGCUCAACAAUGCAGUUCCAAUUCCCUAGAAAUUCAAACACGGCUACUUUCCUGCCACGCGAAAGUGCUCAAUCAAUCCCCUUCUCCUCUAACAAACUAUCAGAAAUUUUCAACCAUUUUUCAGUGAAGCCGACAUCUGUGGAAGCCAAAACAAUUAAGCAAACAAUCGAAGAGUGUGAAGCUCCAGGCCUUAAGGGAGAGGAAAAAUAUUGCGCCACAUCUUUAGAAUCAAUGGUUGAUUUUAGCACUUCGAAGCUUGGAACAAGAAACGUUGAAGCAAUCUCGACGGAGGUAUUGGAAGAAGGAGCCACCAAGUACAUGCACAACUAUACAACAAUGCCGGGACUGAAGAAGUUGGCAGGUGACAAAGUCGUUGUGUGUCAUAAGGAGAACUAUCCCUAUGCUGUGUUUUUCUGCCAUGCAAUAAAACAAACAGAAGCUUAUGUUCUCACCCUGAAAGCCGAUGAUGGGAUGAAGGUUAAAGCAGUAACCAUCUGCCAUCUAGACACAUCAGAAUGGGAUCCAGAGCAUUUGUCCUUCCAAAUCCUCAACGUUAAGCCCGGAACCACUCCCAUCUGCCAUUUCAUUUCCACUGAUGCUAUUGCCUGGGUUCCGAACCACAAAUCUGCAUGAUCAUCACUUAGCACUGUACGUAUAAUAAGCUUGGUCGGGUUGCACCCUAGGCCUGCAUAAUUAUCUCCCUACUUAUUUCUGCCUCUUCAUCAUGUGGUGUAAGAUAUAUGGUGAGAUGAAGUAACUAUGUAGACUUCAACUUGUACUCAUAAUAAAGCAUGCUGUUGGGGGGUUCUACUUAAUUUCGUUCUCUCCAA